AUGGAACGUUGCAAAGAAAACUACGAAGAAAGCUACAAAAUUGCAAAGGGAAGUUUGAAUGAUUUAAAAAACCGUUUAUUUUGCAUCAUAUCCGCAGCGUUUUAUGUUCAAAUUGCGACACUGGAGAACAUUCUGGCAAUGAAAACAAAGAAUCUCAAGGAACUGUCUUCUUUAAUGAGGAAGGCACUGGCAGAAAAAUAUUACGACACCGCAAGCAGUCACUUGAACGAAAUUCAAGGGAACGGUACCACAAAAGCAGAAUAUCAACAAAAGGUUUAUAUCAACAAAGCCUUGCUUUUCUUGGGUUGCUCCCUCUCCGGUGAUAUGCUACCCGAUUCCGACACGCUCAUAAACAUCGAAAAGGCGCAGGAAUAUUUACUGGAAACACAAAAAAUCAUCCAUAAAGGCUACCCUGCACUUAGCAAGUUCAGAAAUAUUCAAAUCUUUUCGCACAAGCCUGUUUGUCUUACAGGUUGGGUAACGACGAUCCAUCUCGACAGACCGAGAGAUGCUGUGAACUACAGCAAAGAAGCAGAAGUUUGGCAAAAAUGUGCGAAUUUGUCGAAAUGA
Molecule: messenger RNA, 570 nt
Organism: Paramuricea clavata
Lineage: Eukaryota; Metazoa; Cnidaria; Anthozoa; Malacalcyonacea; Plexauridae
Source: the annotation of a GenBank genome assembly